Messenger RNA from Oryzias latipes (Japanese medaka), 5552 nucleotides. RefSeq names its product cingulin b (gene cgnb). Gene Ontology annotation, biological process: microtubule cytoskeleton organization. Lineage: Eukaryota; Metazoa; Chordata; Actinopteri; Beloniformes; Adrianichthyidae. Gene Ontology annotation, molecular function: microtubule binding. The record is from RefSeq and is a predicted model, not a curated record. Gene Ontology annotation, cellular component: myosin complex; bicellular tight junction.
UGCACUGGUGACCAGUUAGUUUAGUUGGUUCCCUGAGAAACAGCUUCUCCCCCGACCCUCAAAGCGGACCACAUGCUCCGACCCCUGACCGAAAAGGACAUCCGGGAACUUGUUUGACCUGCACAGGUGCAGCUCUACCUGGCGGAGCUCUGAGCGCGAGCUCGGCUCGUUCCUGGGUGUUUUUGUGGGGACAAACAAACGCAGAGCGACCUGUUCGGAGGCUGAGCCUUUGAUUAAACCGACGGUCACCUGCUGGCGGCUCCACAGGUACAACCGAACUCUUUCAACCGGAAAAAGUAUCCCAGGAGCGCCGUUCUUAGCCAGUUUCCGCGCGCCUCUCGUGCGCGCGCUCUCCGUUUGGACUAAUCGGAUCUGUUGCGCUGCGUAAAGAGGAUCUGCGGCGCGUCCCGAGCUGCAGGUGCGUCGCCGCUCCGUAAACAAGCCGCGGUUUCGACGCACGUCGAUACCGACCGACCGGAUAGGUGGGUGUGACGCAACCCAGCAGGAGCAGACAGGUGCUCCGGGGUCCGCGUGCCGCCGUAGACUCCAGGCAUCUUCAGCUGAAACCCCACGACCGAGGAGCCAUGAGCACGCUGUCCAGCGACAGGAAGCCGCUCGUGGAUUACGGCGUUCAGAUCCGCUUCAUCAAAGACCUGCACGACACGGGCGGAGGUUUCCCCGAUAAAUCCAGGGGAGGCGCCGGCGCGGCCCCGCCCUCCAACAAGUACGGCGUGGCCGUGCGGGUUCAGGGAAUCUCGGGUCAGCCCUACGUGGUUCUGAAGGAUGGAGACAAGGGGGACUCGUAUGGAGUACAGCUCACCGCCCCCACCCCUGAGGGGUACAGCACCCUCCCCAAACCAAAGGAACCGGCAGAAGUCCCCAAACGGUACAGCCCCACUGAGAGCGUCCCACCAUCCCCUGCUCCACCUGUGGAGGAUGAAGAGGCGGAGAAUUUUGGGAGUCCUCUGAGGAGGCCUCCGGGGGACGGUCAGGCGGGAACACAAGGGGACGAGGAGCGAGGAGGUGGGAGGAGCAGAGACGGGGAAAGGCCCAAACCUGAGCCCAAGGCAACGUUCGGCAGAAUGGAGAAAACACCCGGACGGACUGUCCCGGAGGAGUACAACGAAGCCGGCCUGAAACCAGUCUGGUCUAGUCUUGGACCCAGGAAGUUUACCCCAAGUGGGCCGAGCCUCACCAGCUCUUUGGGGAGGUACCAGGAGAAGAAAGCGCCUCCCCCUUCCCCGCAGCAGCCCCGGCCAGAACCUCCUGCUGCAGCCCGUGGGGAUCCCGCUGCAGCCAUCGACACCAACUCCCUGGCCCCAAUCAAUAAACUCAUCAGCAAGUUCAACAGCGGAACACCGGGGGGCGACCCCCCGCAGACCCGCGGCCGCUCUGGAGCCCGGCAGAGGCUCAACUUCGACGAGCGCACCAGAUCCAGAAGCCUUGAUGCAAGAAAAAACUCAGAACCAGAGGUUCUGCCUCCUCCCUCGUCUUCCUCUGUGGGCACGAACGAAGAGGCUCCGCCUCCACCCUCCAGUUUUCUAAAGCCUUUGGCUCCGGUUAAAGGAAGCGUGGGAAACGGACCGGCAACCGUGGCCAAGGAGACGGGCCUGAAGGCGGGCCUCAGUCCACCAGAGAAGUCUGUUGCCAAGGAAACGGUUCCUGCAACGAAGCCUGUGGUUCCUUCCAAGAGUUUUAUCCAAAACGCAGACGCUGUAGAUGGACACGAGGGUCGACUCAAGCACGCCAUCUACGGCAUCCUGAAAGACGGCUCCAGCGAGAGCGAAGCGUCGCUGAGGAGGAAAGUCGACCUGGUGUGCGAGACGACCGACCGCCUUAAGAGGAGGGGAUCUGAUGGGAUCAUCAGAGCGGCGCCGCUCGAGGAGCAGCUCCAACUUUGCAGAAAGGACCUGCAGCAGACGCAGAACGAGCUGUCUGCAGAGCGGAAGGCCAGAGACGCAGCAGAGUCCCGUCUGCUCCUGCAGGAGGAUCAGCUGGCUCAGCUGCAGGAGGAGCUGAGGAGAGUCUCUGAAUUCCCCCCCCAAGCGGGCUCCACGCAGACGGAUGUGAUGGUCCUGCAGGGGCAGCUGGCCGAGGUCACCGUGCUGCACCAGCGGCAGGAGGAGGUGCUGCACCAGCGGGAGCGGGAGCUGACGGCCCUGAAGGGGGCGCUGAAGGAGGAGGUGGAGUGCCACGACAGGGAGAUGGAGUGUCUGAGGGAGCAGUACAGUCAGGACAUGGAGAACCUGAGGAGGACCAUGGAGCAGUUCACACAGUCCCAGGAGCAGAUCGAGGAGGAGCGUGAGAGGGUGAACGCCUCUGUGUCCGUGCUGGAGGAGGAGCUGGAGAGCUGCAAAGAUCAGGGCGAGCGGUGGAGGACGGAGCUGCAGGUCGUCACGGAGCAACUUAAAAAGUCUCAUUUGGAGAAGAAAAAAGUGGAAGAGGAACUCAAAGAUCUUCAGGACUCCCAGCCUUCAACAGGAAAAGACUCUUCUGCAGAGACCCGAUCUCUAAAAGAUGAGCUCCGGCGUUGCCAUGACGACCUGAAGCAAACUCGCGCCCAUCUGGACAGACAAAAGGCCGAGCUGGAGGAGAAGAAUGAGGCUCUCGGCGCCCUGAAGAAGGCGAGCGGAGAGAAGGAGGCGGAGCUGCAGGCCGAGAUCCGCCGUCUGAAGGAGCAGUCGGAGAGCGACAAGGAGGAGCUUGAGAAGGCCCUCGAAAGGGCAAACGAGGCGUCCUCUGCCGCACAGACGGCGGUGGACCAGGGCGCCGCGCUGGAGCUGCAGGAAACCAACCUUCGCCUCCGAGAGCGGCUGGCCCGCAUGUCCAAACUCCCACGGAGCUCUGACCCCAGCGAGGAGCUGGAUGCGCUCGAGGACGAGAACCGGGCUCUGAAGUCUCAGCUGGAGGACGCCAAAAGAGGCGCCGGCCGCCUCGCCAAAGAGAGGGACGAACUGAGCCGCCGGCUGGAGGAGCGGGAGCUGGAGCGGGAGGUCCUGAAGAAGGGCAAGGUGGACCUGGAGGAGCAGAAGAGGCAGCUGGACCGAGCGCUGGAGAAGAUCACCAAGGAGAUGGAGAUGAUGAUGGCGGAUUCCCGGCAGUCCGUGGCCACCCUGCAGACGCAGCUGGACGACUUCCGGGAACGCUCCAGGAAGGAGCUGCUGGAGGCUCAGCGGAACGCCAAGGACCGGCAGGCGGAGCUGCAGAGGGCGCAGGCCCACCUGAAGGGCCAGCAGGAGGAGGUGUCCCGUCUGAAGAAGGAGCUCCUGACCUGCAGCGAGGACCGAGACGGCGCCCAGCUGGAGCGCGACCUCCUCAGCAACCGCCUGAAGCACCUGGAGAGCGAGCUGGAGUCCGAGAGGAGCUCCCACUCCGACAGAAGCCGGGAGAUCCGAGGUCUGGAGGACAAGAUCAAAACUCUGGAGAUUGAGCUGGACGAGGAGAGGAACAGCGUGGAGCUGCUGAACGACAGGAUCACCCGCAGCAGAGAGCAGGUCGACCAGCUCCGCUCGGAGCUCAUGCAGGAGCGUUCCGCCAGGCACGACUUGGAAAUGGACAAGAGCGCCCUGGAGCGACAGGUGAAGGAGCUGAAGUCCCGCCUGGCGGACAUGGAGGGGCAGGCGCGACCCUCCGCCGGACUCUCACUGCUGGAAACCAAACUGCAGGAGACGGAGGACAGACUACGCAGCGAGGAAAGAGAAAAAGCUACGAUCCAGGCGUCUCUGAGACGGACGGAGAGGAAACUGAAGGACGUGACGGCGACGCUGGACCAGGAGAGGAGCCAACAUGUGGAGCAGCGGGAUCAGCUGUCCCUGCGUGUUAAGGGUCUGAAGCGACAGGUGGAUGAGAGCGAAAGCGAGGUGGAGCGCUUGGAGGGCGUCCGCCGCAAAAUCCUGAGGGAGCUGGAGGAGCAGCAGGAGCUGCAGGAGGCCCUGCAGGCCAAAGUCACGGCGCUGGAGAACGAGCAGAAGAGGAAGUCCCAGCUCUCGUAUCGCCCCGCCCUCAGCUCCGCCCACUUCAGUUCAGAGGAGGAGGAGGACGGAUUCCCUGACUCCAGCCUCUCCUCCCUCCUGCACGAGAGCAGCCUGCAGACCAGCAGCUGCUAGGAGGAGGCGGGGCUCUGAGAGGAGACGCAUGGGGAGGAUCGACUGCUGGUGCUUCUGUCGCUCUUCCUCUCAGCUCUUUUGUCUUAGGUUAGAACUUCUUCUGCUGAUCUAUUUGAACCACAUCUACGUUGUGGUUCUGCAGAACAGCUGUGGUGGCACGUCUCCACGGCGGGGUUUGAGCCUUUCAGCCGUGUGUGUGUUUGUGUGUGUUUUGUGUUGUUUGCAGCUCUGUUUUUGUACUUGAAAGAAAGAAAAAAGUUUUUUUUUUUAUUUAAAAUCUGUUGAACGUUGAACUUUUGGGCCAAAAACGGAGCCGAUUUCUUUUUUUUUAACCAUCAUCUCUGUGUUACGACAGAGACGUGGAAGAAAAUGUUCUUUUACUGAGAGUUUCAUUCAAAGGUGAAUUCUUUUGCACAUCCUAAUUUAAAUACCUUCAAAUAAGCUCCUGUCUGCGUUUCCUCGCCACGCCGGCGCCGCUGCUUUGGUGGACUUUAAGGUUCUUUUUUUUGUCUUUCUUUGAGGCAUUCUUGACAUCAGACUCCCGGCACAUCUCUGUGAAGCACGUGGCUGUAAUGAAGGUUAAAUGUGAUUCAGUAAUUAUGUUUGCAUGAACUUCUUGCACUAAAGCGAGGAAAGGAAGCGACUGGCUUUGAUUUGUUUUAUUGAGGCUGGGAAGGACUUUUGUAUAAAAUGUUUGCUGAAUUUUCCAUUAAGAUUUGGUUACAUUUAAAAAAAAAAGAAUGAAUGAAUGAAGUUUCCUGGUUUUCUUUCUACCUCAUGAGGUUGCAGCUCCUCAGAACAUGUCCUCUGUUUAAAAGCAUCAAGAAAAGAGGAUUUCAGCUCAAAGGUUCGCUUAAAACGAGACUCGAUGCUGAAUUUUCAUGGGAAACAUGGACUCACUGGCUGUAAAAUCUGGACCCGACACUUUGGUUUCAAACCUUUCAUUCAUUUUGCUGCUGCAGGUCAGCAGAUAAACUGUCGACAGGAACCUUUAUGUCAUCGAUGAGAGACUCACUCUGAUGAUGGAGGAUGUAGAAAAAGAAAAUUAAGCUUAAAAUUCCCUCCAUUUCUUUAUUCUGCAGAAACUGUCCUAGGAAACAACACAGGUUUUUUGAUUGUGGCUAAAAACGACAUCAUCAUUAUAAAAAAAAACACCGGGAAUGCUGGGAAAAUGCAUCAGAAGAUGAUGGGAGCGGCUACAAAAAUGCAGAAUUGUCUUUAGGCUGUGGCCCCGUCCUGAAGCACCGUUCUGCCCCGCCUGCAUGGGCUGACGGGUUCUGCCAUCACAGGGGCCCAAACCCAAGACGAAGACGGAACCAAACGCUCAGAAACCUUCGGGUCAUCCAAAAGAAAAAUGUGUGCAGAUCCUGCCUCUGUGCUCAAACUGUGUUUGAAAUGCGUGACUCGGCUUUAAGGCAGUUUAAUAAACGUGCUUUUGGUUUUGUU